UAGCUCAUUAUGGAAGCACAGGAAUGUCCUUAGCAAACAGCUCUUUGACCUCUCCAGAGUCCUCAGUGCAGACCUAGUCUGCUUGAUUACCCAGCCCCUGGUUUUACUGUGAACCCUAAUUUCUCCAGCAAAGAAAUAUCUUGAACCGAUCAUGAGCAAAGUGGCCUUCUCGGACCAGCAAGCAGGUGGCUGUUCCAGGUCCUUCCUCAGGACUGACCUCCUCCUGCCCAGGGAGGGGGAGGGGAAGGCGGGUUGGAGAUGCCUGAUGUCACACAGCCCUACAUAAGGGCCUCCGUUAGACUCCUGCGGGUGGUUUGGAAGCAGCUGGAGGAAUGAAUUAGGUCCUGGUUGUGGGAUUUUUUUUUUUUUAAGUCAGACACAGACACAGCUGUUGAGCAAAAUGCAGACUCCACAGAAAACCCAAAGCCUCAGACCAUUCAAGCAGAGGAAGAGUUUAGCAACCAGACAAGAGGAAGUUGCUGGAAUCCGGGCAAAGUUCCCAAACAAGAUCCCGGUGAUAGUGGAGCGCUAUCCCAGGGAAAAGUUCCUGCCUCCGCUGGACAAGACCAAGUUCCUGGUCCCUCAAGAGCUGACCAUGACCCAGUUCCUCAGCAUCAUCCGGAGCCGCCUGGUCCUGGGGGCUUCUGAAGCCUUUUACUUGCUGGUGAACAAUAAGAGCCUGGUCAGCAUGAGUGUGACCAUGGCAGAGGUCUACAGGGACUACCAGGAUGAGGACGGCUUCGUGUACGUGACCUACGCCUCCCAGGAGAUGUUCGGCUGCCUGGGCUCCGGGAAGACCCUGCCGUCCUCUGCAGAGCAUGUCUAGAACCUGUUCUCAAACCUGCGGAGACAUGGACAAGCCCCAGUGUGUGCGGCAGGCAGUGAUCAGCACCAGCCAUCACAGGGACACCUGGCCACCCCUGUCUCCUUUGUGAGGCUCCAGGCUCCCAUGUGCUCCAUGUAAGAUGGCAUGCUGGCUCUUGGGAAUCGUGUAAAUAGUAAGUCCUUUC
Acinonyx jubatus (cheetah) is the source of this 1010-nucleotide messenger RNA. It is a transcript of the gene MAP1LC3C, whose product is annotated as microtubule associated protein 1 light chain 3 gamma. Lineage: Eukaryota; Metazoa; Chordata; Mammalia; Carnivora; Felidae. The transcript is spliced from 4 exons. Gene Ontology annotation, cellular component: autophagosome membrane; autophagosome; cytosol. Gene Ontology annotation, biological process: macroautophagy; cellular response to nitrogen starvation; autophagy of mitochondrion. The coding region runs from base 401 to 826 and encodes 141 amino acids. The record is from RefSeq and is a predicted model, not a curated record. Gene Ontology annotation, molecular function: ubiquitin protein ligase binding.